AUGCAGGGAAUAUUUGUCCUAGGAUUGCCAUAUGCUCUUCUCCACAGUGGAUACAGUGGCCUGUUUCUUAUUAUCUUGGCUGCAGCAUUAUGCUGUUACACAGGCAAAAUUCUAAUUUCUUGCCUGUAUGAAGAAAAUGAAGAAGGGCAGCUCAUAAGAGUGAGAGACACGUAUGAAGAUAUUGCAAAUGCCUGCUGCAAAAAGCUGUCUCCCAAACUAGGUGGCAUAGUUGUCAAUGUGACCCAAGUGAUGGAACUGAUCAUGACAUGUAUUUUGUAUCUGGUUGUUAGUGGGAACUUGCUGUCACAUAGUUUCCCAUAUGUACCAGUGAAUGAGAAAACUUGGUCUGUAAUUGCAUUUGUUACACUGCUGCCUUGUGUAUUUAUCAAGACUCUCAAAAUUGUUUCCAAACUCAGCCAGCUUUGCUCCUUGGUCCAUUUUAUUAUCAUCCUUGUAGUGAUGACUUACUGUCUGACACAAGUACAUCAGUGGUCCUGGGCAAAAUUCAGACUCUCCAUUGAGUUUGAGGACUUCCUGGUCUCUGUGGGGGUGAUCAUUUUCAGUUACACUUCACAAAUAUUUCUUCCCACACUUGAAGGUAACAUGAAAAACCCAGGGGAAUUUAGAUAUAUGCUGAACUGGACUCACUUUUUUGCUUGUGUCUUGAAAACAACCUUUGCACUGACGGCAUUCUUGACCUGGGGUGAAGAGACAAAGGAAGUUAUUACUGACAACCUGCCAUCAUUUCUUCAAACCCUAGUGGAUUUGUGUCUCUUAACUAAGGCUCUUCUUUCCUACCCUUUGCCCUUUUUUGCAGCCACAGAAAUUGUGUACACUUGUAUUUCUAGAGGCAAUCAUUCCAAUUACAGAUCUCCAUUGUUUGCUCUGGGUAUAAGAGGCUCAUUUCUCCUGUUAACUCUGCUGAUGGCCAUGUUCAUACCAUAUUUUGCCCUGUUGAUGGGUUUAACAGGCAGUGUAACUGGUGCUGCCAUGACUUUUCUUCUUCCCUCUAUCUUCCAUUUAAAACUUAAAUGGAAGAAACUAUCCUUCUUAGAGAAAUGUGCAGAUAUCUCUGUUUUUAUUUUGGGUUUCCUUUGUAGCCUUGCAGGCAUAGUUUGCUCAAUAAAAGGGCUGAUUGAAGUAUUUGGAGGAGUGUAA
Messenger RNA from Mesitornis unicolor (brown roatelo), 1158 nucleotides. Its product is annotated as vesicular inhibitory amino acid transporter-like. Gene Ontology annotation, cellular component: vacuolar membrane. NCBI's taxonomy places the organism in Eukaryota, Metazoa, Chordata, Aves, Mesitornithiformes, Mesitornithidae. The transcript has 2 exons. Bases 1 to 1158 code for a protein of 385 amino acids. The record is from RefSeq and is a predicted model, not a curated record. Gene Ontology annotation, biological process: amino acid transmembrane transport. Gene Ontology annotation, molecular function: amino acid transmembrane transporter activity.